AUGUCGGGAUUUUUUUUCUGGCCACUGGUCUUUCUUCUGCUAUCGCUUCUGCUGGGUUCUUUUCGGUUAGACGUCGCACCGUCAUUUCCUGCGACAUACGUCGAGAGCGGAGUGAACGGUUCUUUUGAACGGGUUGGAUUUCCUGAUCCUGAUCCAAACGGACACCCUGAUACCACCGCGGUGAUUCUGAACUGGUCUCGGUUUACCAACGUCGUCAAAAUAGUUUCUCUGCUUUGUGGUCCUUCUCUUGAAAAUACAAUCCAUACCGUAUUUGUGUGGAACAACAGUCCGAAUCAAAUCUUCGAAUUUGACUUCGCUCCAUGUACAGGGAGUAGGCUAAGGGUGUACAAUGCACCUGAUAAUCUGUAUUUCCAAGCCAGAUUUAUGGCAUGUGCUCAAGUCUCGACACCUUUUUGUUUUGUUCAGGAUGAUGACUACAUAGUAUUACCGGAAGUCAUCCUUGCGAUGCGCGCACGUAUGUCUUCGUCAUCGAAGACAGGUAUACAUUUGCUGCCUGCACACGAAUUACUAUCAAGUCAACUGCGAAGACUUGACGUCGGAUCAAGCAUCCACACAUCCUUCGCUUGGCUCGGCCAUGGAGCAAUAUUUCCUCGAUCCCUUGCUGUGGAUUUCUUAUCUCUUUUGAGGCUUCUUCAUCUCACAGAAGAUGAAAUGAAGAUGGUGGACAAUUACUUUACAAUCUUACGCAAUGAGUAUCCAGAAGUCUGGUUUGAUCAGGGUAUUGAACUCCAGGGCGGCAAGCCAUUUACUGUAGGCACCGAAGGGAACGAACGUAAUCGAAAACAUAUCAACAGGGCUACGGAGUUGCUUUCCUCGAUUAUUGCCUGCGAGAGGACUCCCUGUCUACCCGGUGUUGGAGAUAUUCCGUAUAUUCAGUACAGUUUACCGUCUUUGCCAAGGACAUCUGUCUCUCGCACGUCUUGCAGGGGACUGCCUUGUGUUCUAGAAACCUCAAUCAGACUUCUUCCUGAGAUAGUCGAUGUAUCUUCUGCGGACGUCUUCACUCGAGAAGACAGCAGUCUCUUGUUGGAAGAAGAUACAAAGCACUAUCUGCUCUACCCUCUGUCUCAUGCAGUUGAUACUCGAGCGGAUACCGCUUUCCGCAGCUUAACAGGUGGAAAAAAAGGGGAUGCAAUAUCUCUAGAUAUGCUACGAGACCUGGAUAGUGCCUGGACAGAAAUUCACAUGGUGAUUUUGACGGAUAAUGCUACGGUGGCGAUUCUUCAUAAGUCGCAUUUUGAAAUGUACUCCCCUUUCACCAAGUCAUGGGUGUCUACAAUCCAUAAUAUGUCCUGCGUCGACAUAGCAGGCAGAACAUACGCCCCAGCGGCUAUGAGAGAGUGUAGUAUCCGUAUGUCGUCACCAGAAUUCAGCGACAAGAGGCAUUUAUACGAGGUCAAUGGGCAUUCUUUCAGAGUUAUGCUUUCAGAUGACAUGGAUGAUUCAGAAAAGUGGUGUAUCUACGAGAUAUGGAUGCGUGGUAUUGCCAAGCAGUAG
Molecule: messenger RNA, 1518 nt
Organism: Desarmillaria tabescens
Lineage: Eukaryota; Fungi; Basidiomycota; Agaricomycetes; Agaricales; Physalacriaceae
Exons: 6
Coding region: 1-1518 (505 amino acids)
Source: RefSeq, a predicted model, not a curated record